This is a messenger RNA of Aphanomyces astaci, 285 nucleotides long. RefSeq lists its product as hypothetical. The transcript has 2 exons. Lineage: Eukaryota; Oomycota; Saprolegniomycetes; Saprolegniales; Verrucalvaceae. The record is from RefSeq and is a predicted model, not a curated record. Bases 1 to 285 code for a protein of 94 amino acids.
AUGAGCCUCCUCCCAUCAUCUAUGCAGCCCUUUGUGGGCAUUUCUCCUCGACAACCUCCGGCCUCUGGCUUACACGCUCUCGAAGACGGACUUCUUGACUAUGCCCCCCAAGUCAACGGCAAUGAUGCUCUCAACCUCAGUAAGCUGUACAUCGAGCUCGAUCAAGUCGAACACUGCAAACCCUACGUCGUGGAUCCUACUCUGUCGGAGACCGAUCGUGAUGCGCGUUUCAAAGAAAUAAAGGCGCACACGACCGCCAUUCAACGCGAGUUCAUUAACAGCUAG